Molecule: messenger RNA, 1253 nt
Organism: Durio zibethinus
Lineage: Eukaryota; Viridiplantae; Streptophyta; Magnoliopsida; Malvales; Malvaceae
Product: protein SODIUM POTASSIUM ROOT DEFECTIVE 2-like
Molecular function (GO): metal ion binding
Source: RefSeq, a predicted model, not a curated record
UUUAGUGCUUUUCCUACCCCUUUUAAGUCAUAUGAAAUUGUAGCCUUCUUCACAUUCGGUGUGUUUUUAAAGUGUCUUUUAUGAACAAAAAGGAAUAGUUCACACGAAACAGUGAAACAACUCACCUUCAAACUAACUGCAAUUCUCACGUGAAAAUUCCUUUAUCCCUCCCUCUCCGUCCCUCUCUGUCUCUAUAUGGUGUAUACUUUUUUCAAAUGGAUGCUUGCUGUCUUUGUUAGUAGCUCACCACGUGACAAAUGCUGCUGCUUGCGGUGAUUAAAGAUAAGAACUUUUUGUUUUGAGUUGCAUUUGCCUAGUUCCUCUUUGAAAACUUUGUUGACGAGUGGUACCUCUAAACAAAAUUUGGCAGCCUUGAAGGUUCUCUUCUUCAAUAGCUUCAUUAGGUUCUGUCUAGCUUUUGUUUUUCCCAAGAAAAUUUGACUUUUAGCGUCCUUCUGUCUCCCUACAUAUAUAUUAUAAUAAUGUGGGGAUGUAGUUUGCUUUGAUUGAUUUUUUUCCUAUAAGAUCGACAUUUGGGAACGUAGGCAUGUUUCAGUUUCCUAGCGAGUGAGGGUCAGAGAGAUUAUAUUUUAUUUUUGUGUGUUAGAAGAUCUGGGAGCAAUGGGAAAACUCAGUUUUGGCAAGAUGCUAGAUUGUUUAUAUCUGUCUUCAGGCUCUUGCUCUUGUUUCUGCAUGAACACGUUGGAGGAUGAGUUUGAGAAAAAGCCAUUGAUAACAUCUGACAAAACCCAGUUGCUGAGAUUGAAAGACGUCGUUGCUGGCAACCAGACCUUGGCCUUUCAACUUAAGCCAAAGAUGGUGGUACUAAGGGUAUCCAUGCAUUGCCAUGGCUGUGCAAGAAAAGUAGAGAAACAUAUUUCCAAGCUGGAUGGAGUGACCUCAUAUGAAGUAGACCUGGAAAGCAAGAGGGUGGUUGUUAUUGGUGAUAUAAUCCCUUUUGAAGUGCUGGAGAGUGUCUCAAAGGUUAAAAACGCAGAGCUUUGGACUUCUUGUUGAUGGAUGAACAAUUUGAACAUCAUUUUGCUUUCCUAUGCUACCAGCUUGUACAUCCUAAAAGACUGAAGACCAUAUAAAAUGGAGAUCAGAACCAAAAAAAAAAAAAUCUACUUCUCUACUAUUAUAAGGAUUUAUUAUGGUACCGUAUAUCGAAUUGCUAGCAGCAAAACGAUGUUGUAAUUAUUACAAUAUUUUUAUAGCAGUAGUUAUUUUGUGUACUGUGACUUUCUUUUCUU